UUCCGUAAGGUCCUCUCGCAGAACUUUCUGUGUUCUCGCUCUCUCUCUCUCUCUCUGUCACUCUACCAUCUCUCAUGGCGGAUCAGCUUCUCUCCACCGCAACACACCACCAUACCCUUCCAGAGAACUACGUAAGACCAGAGUCUCAAAGACCUCGCCUCACACAAGUGAUCACCGACGCAAGCAUCCCCAUCAUCGAUCUCGGCUCCCCCGACAAGGCCCAGAUCAUCUCUCGGAUAGGCCAAGCCUGCCAAUCCUACGGCUUCUUCCAGGUUGUGAACCAUGGAAUUGACACUGAACUGAUGGUGAAGAUGAUGACUACUGGUCUGGAGUUCUUCCGUCUUCCUUCCGAGGAGAAGGCGAAGCUAUAUUCUGAUGACCCGUCGAAGAAAAUUAGACUUUCGACGAGCUUUAAUGUAAAAAAGGAGUUGGUUCACAAUUGGAGGGAUUACCUCCGGCUUCACUGCUAUCCUCUCGAGGAGUAUGUUCCCGGUUGGCCUUCUAAUCCCUCCUCAUUUAAGGAAGUGGUUAGCACUUACUGUCAGCAAGUUCGUGGACUGGGAUUCCGACUCCUUGGAGCAAUAUCAUUGAGCUUAGGUCUGGAGGAGGACUUCAUCGAGAGGGCGCUGGGCGAGCAAGAGCAACAUAUGGCCAUCAACUACUACCCGAAGUGCCCGGAACCUGAGCUCACAUAUGGCCUGCCGGCCCACACUGAUCCAAAUGCCCUCACUGUUCUUCUCCAGGAUUCUGAUGUGGCUGGCUUGCAGGUUCUUAGGGACGGCAAAUGGAUGGCAGUGGAUCCCAAGCCAAGCGCGUUGGUCAUCAACAUCGGUGACCAGCUACAGGCAUUAAGCAACGGUAGGUACAACAGCGUUUGGCAUCGAGCUGUCGUCAACUCGAACAAGGAAAGGAUGUCUGUGGCAUCCUUCCUCUGUCCUUGCAACAACGUGAUCAUUAGCCCUCCGGAGGAGCUCGUCAGCGAGGGAUCUCCAGCCACUUAUAGGCGCUACACAUACGACGAGUACUACAAGAAGUUUUGGAGCAGAAACUUGGACGGCGAACACUGCCUGGAGCUUUUCAAAAGGGAGAAAGCAUUUUAGGUGGACUGUGCCGCCUGCAACAUCUCAACGUGACGUAGUCACCACUCAUCAGGUGGCGCUGACGACGGUGUUCGUUGGCGACACAGUCUACCCAAAUACCUGAGCGCUUUCGUUGUAUCCAUCAUGUAGUCCACGAACGCGCUGUUUUAGUGGUGGGGGGUUUACUUUUGACUAUGUUAUCUGUUACACUGAACUGCUCACAUCCCUUGUACCAUUGUUUUCUCUUGAACUAGUCUUAUCUAUUUCACCGAAUUUUCCUGUUCCAA
Musa acuminata subsp. malaccensis (wild Malaysian banana) is the source of this 1366-nucleotide messenger RNA. RefSeq names its product flavanone 3-dioxygenase 2. The record is from RefSeq and is a predicted model, not a curated record. Lineage: Eukaryota; Viridiplantae; Streptophyta; Magnoliopsida; Zingiberales; Musaceae.